Messenger RNA from Rhizoctonia solani, 468 nucleotides. RefSeq names its product tigger transposable element-derived protein 6. Bases 1 to 468 code for a protein of 155 amino acids. The transcript has 3 exons. The record is from RefSeq and is a predicted model, not a curated record. NCBI's taxonomy places the organism in Eukaryota, Fungi, Basidiomycota, Agaricomycetes, Cantharellales, Ceratobasidiaceae.
AUGGAUGAUUUAGAUGAGAACCUUAGGAAAGGAGCCCGAACUCCCGAUGGUGCCAUCGCUUGUGAACACGAGGCCGAGGGUCACGAACGUGGGUCAGAUCAUCGCCUAGCCUCUAUGCGCGCACUCGCAUUGGAUGCCUCCUUGAAGGAUCCUGUCGCGCGUCCCCGACCGCUUUCUGUCGCCGUCUCUGUGCAAGAUAAAACCAAGCAGUCAAACCCCACGCUUAAUGACAAACUACGCAUUAUAGAUUACUACCGAGAGCAUGAAGGCCUUCCUGGAGUUACUCAAGCCUCGGAAGUUCAACAUUUCCGUAUCGAAUACCUUACUCUUAGCCAAUCGACGCUCUCAAGUUACCUCUCUCGCGAGAAGGAGAUUCGAGAAUACAUUGACAAGAACCCGAAUCGACUAACAUACAAGAAGCCUACUCGGGUUGCCCUCUCGCAAAUCGAACUCGCGUUGACUGAGUGA